This is a messenger RNA of Ostertagia ostertagi, 228 nucleotides long. Lineage: Eukaryota; Metazoa; Nematoda; Chromadorea; Rhabditida; Trichostrongylidae. The record is from the annotation of a GenBank genome assembly.
AUGUCGCGUCUGGAACGCUUGCGGGAACCUCAGGUUAUGGUCAGGUCCAUUCUUUUGAGAGGUUUUGAUCAAGACAUGGCAGAACGAAUCAGAGCACAUAUCGCUGUCCCGACUCGAAUAGAAGAGAUAGAGCCCAAGACCAAGACAAAAGCUGGACGAAUCCGUGUGCACUUUGCGAGAAAAGUGUCGGAUACUGAAACUGAAGAGCACAGUGAAGAAUAUAAUACC